CGUACUCCACUGUUUCUUCUUUCUCUUCUUUCAACUUUCUUUUUUAUUUUAUUUAUCAAUAUUAAACAUUAGACAAGCUUAGUUUAAUCAGAUUUGAAGAAAAAAAAUUCAGCAUUUCAAGCUUUCUGUUCUCUUCUUUGUCUUUUCUUACUUAUUUAAUUGUUUUCUGUCAUUUUUUGUCGGUCUAUACACUAUCCUCCUACAAUACAUCACUUGGAAAACACAAUAUCGUCGCAAAACGCAGAUUUUGACUUUAGAAUGGCUCCAACACCCAAAAAUCCUUUAUCGCCCCUUCUAUUUGAAAAUAAUAGCAGCAACAACUCUGUUUCUGCAUCCUAUUUCCAACAAUUGUUACUUCAGCAACAGCAACAGCAGGAACAACAGCAACAGCAGGAGCAACAACAACAACAACAACAACAACCGUCCACUACCAUGAGUAGCAACAUGAACAAUAGCGUUAUUAGCAGCAACGGAAGAAAAGAAGAUAUCUCCACGAUCUUUGUUGUAGGUUUUCCUGAAGACAUGCAAGAACGUGAAUUCCAAAAUAUGUUUCUGUUUUCUUCAGGUUUCGAAGCUGCCACGUUAAAGGUACCUUCCUGUUCGUCUACUAUGGCAGCAUUAUCAAAGACAGAAAUAAUGGAAGGCGAUGAACUGUUAAAUGAUGGAAGAAAGGAAGGGGAGGGAGACAAGUUAGAACUGGAGCAACAAGAGGACAAUGUUACUCAAUCACAACAGCAACAACAACAACAACAACAACAACAACAAUCAAAUAAAAAGCAGAUCAUUGGUUUUGCAAAAUUUCGUACGCGUAAGGAAGCAUUACUAGCAAAAGAGGUUUUGAACGGCAAAAAAAUAGACACAGGAGUCGUGUUAAAAGCAGAAAUGGCAAAGAAAAACCUACACACAAAAAAGGGAAACCAAAACCAACGCCAACAAAAUCAGCAGCAACGCCAGCAUCAUCUGCAACAGGGUCAAAGUACUCCUCAUCAUCACCAAAGAAUAGCCUCCGCUUCUGCUAUUUUUGACACUACAAAACUUCAGAACAACAACAAUAAUAAUAAUAUUGACUCAAUCAUACUGUCUCCUACAGACUCUACUGAUUUCUAUGUUCAUACUAAUCACAGCAACAGCUCUUUUAUCAACAGCAAUAAUAAUGAUCUUCAUACCCUAGACAUUAUAGAUAGCACUGCAAGUAACAACAAUAUCAUAUCAUCUUCAUUCUUGAAAAGACUUCAACAGCGAAAUCAUCACCAGCAGCAGCAGCAACAACAACAACAACAACAACAGCUCCAUGGCAAACAUCACAUCGGCAAUAGUGGUAGUAGUACUCCUCUCACGAUAGAUACUUCUUCGCCUGCCACGUAUCAACAUAUCAACUCUAUCUUUCACUCUCCAUAUCUCAAUCACCCAUCCCAUCCUCAUCUCCAACACUCACACCAUACUAUCCAUAACAGCAUUAUCGCAUCACCAUCCACAUCUUCUACCAGCCUUCUAUUAACUAAACUGGAUGCUUUAGCAGCAUCAGCCACGGCACCUGUGACGACUACCUCUUCACCUCUACUCUCGCCACCUCCAUUCUUGGGUCUGUUAUCUCCUACGAAUAGUUAUCAGCAGCGGGGCCCUAAUAACGUAGGCACAUCACCCUCGGCUACCAAUAGCAAUAGUAGUCUUAUGCUCAACAACAACAACAACAACAACAACAACCCAGCAGAUCAAAACCCGCCUUGUAACACGCUCUAUGUUGGUAACCUCCCUCCCAACACAAACGAACAAGAAUUGAAGCAUUUGUUUUCCAAAUGCUCAGGCUACAAGAGGAUGUCAUUUAAGCAAAAGGCGAAUGGUCCCAUGUGCUUUGUUGAAUUUGAGGAUACGAUUCAUGCUGCGCAAGCCUUACAAGAACUGCAUGGGGUGCCUUUGUCUAAUUCUGUGAAGGGAGGAAUACGAUUAUCGUUUAGCAAAAACCCUUUGGGCGUUCGGCAAUCCAAUCCAUCAGCAAUUCUUCCUACAACAUCCACAAGCACAUUCUUGCAUAGUUAUCAAUAGUAAAGCAACAUAUCACCACGUUUUUUAAAAGAAGAAAAAAAAAGAAAAAGAAAACAAAAGGGACAAUUUUGAGUAAGAACUGCAUAACGAGUACCUAAACAAAAAAAUAACUUAUUAGGAAAGAAGAUCACUUCUUU
This is a messenger RNA of Mycotypha africana, 2180 nucleotides long. RefSeq lists its product as uncharacterized. Gene Ontology annotation, molecular function: mRNA binding. The record is from RefSeq and is a predicted model, not a curated record. NCBI's taxonomy places the organism in Eukaryota, Fungi, Mucoromycota, Mucoromycetes, Mucorales, Mycotyphaceae. Bases 259 to 2043 code for a protein of 594 amino acids. The transcript is spliced from 3 exons.